CAGUUCUGAUAUUGUAUCUUUAUGUGAUACAACAUUUAAUUAUGUCCGUAUAUAUCGACAACCGGCACCGCAUGCCAUAUUGCGUAAAUGUUUUUUAUCCCUCAUUUAUCUGUCUAAAGAUCUUUUAUCGAAUUUCGAUAACUUGUUGUAAAAAAGGAAGGGGGAAUUUGAUACUUUGCAUUUGUGAUAAAUAGUCCUAAUUUGUGAUUUGGAUGUUUGAAGAAUGGUUAAUUUACGAGAACGGAUGGGAGUAAAAAUAUGAGCGCGAACAGCCAUGCUAUUAUACUGCGUGUUAGAGGACAGGGCGACAAAUAUGUCAUUUGGUGUCGAGAUUGUCAUGAAUGCGGCGCAGACAGCAACGAGUUACCAAGGAUUGAGCAAAUUCGCCAGGGCAGCCUUGCCGACAGGUCCGAUGCAUUGGAACGGGGAGAUUAUUUGUUAGCUGUGAAUGGCGUGCAAACCACCCGGCUUUCACACGAAGAAAUCAUCAAUCUUUUAAAGCAAGCCGGGCCGCAUUUAAGGCUGGAAAUCAAAUUUCCACUUCCAUCCACGCCCGCGCUGUCGCGACGAUGCAUUCAGAAAGAAACAUCAAUUUUCGUGAAAAAAGAAAACGACAGCUUUGGAUUAACGAUUCGAGGUAAUCAGCGCCCCGGUGAAAAUGCCCGAUCUCCAUACGUUGUUACGCGCGUACGGCCAGGAAGUCCCGCUGACAGAGAUGGCUUGUUCCGAGUUGGCGACCGCAUCCUGGCGGUGGAGGCCUCCUUAGAGGGAAUGUCUCAUGCCCAAAUGAUGAAUUUACUCCGAAAAGCCCCAUCAUACGCCCGGUUGGCUGUGCAGUACGACGUGCAAGUUUUUGAUGCUGUUGUGAAUGCGAGUGGUCCACUUUCUGUGGAAAUAGACCGGGCUGGUGCACGAAUGGGCACUGAUAAGCCUCUUGGGAUAAAGAUAACGACCUAUCACAACGGGACCAGCCGGGUGCUCCUUAUUGAUUCCAUUGUGCCCGCUUCCAUUGCUGACAGGUGUGGCGCAUUAAAUCCCGGCGACCGAAUCGACAGCAUUAAUGGCACCGACUGUUUCGGUAUGACCGUCCAAGAGGCCAUACAGUUACUGGAAUCCGACUCCUCCACCGUAAACAUGCAGAUCACUCCCGUCGCCGUGCUCAAAGCCGAUCAGAAUGCUCAAUUGGCCAGCGCCGCUGCCGCCGUGGUAACGAACCGCAACGGCAACAGUACAGCCGCUGUCGGCGCUGAUCAGCAUAACUUCCGUACACUUCCACGCAAUCACAGUCCUCCACCGUUGCCACGCCCCCCACCCGCAGUAUUAUACCCCCAUGCAUUUCGCGAUCCACCACCGCCCCUACCGCCGCCGGAUGGGCAGCUGGCUGCCUAUCCUGAAUCACACCGUGACCAACUACCUGUCACGCGCUUCAUCGAGACAGCCACCCGUCACAGCCGGGACACUUCAUCCACACCGACACGCUCCCUGCGGGAGACGGCCCAGUCACCCAGUCGACCGCCUCUGAAUAACAGCAAACCCGGCAACGCCUAUCUUCAGUAUAAUCGCAUCAAUGGGACACUGAAUUCGCAACAACCGUUGGCAGUGCCGAUUUCCCGACAUCCGGAGCCACUGCUGCCGACGUAUAAUCCGUACGUGCGCCGGGAACCGGAUGAGGCCAGUGAUGAUGGGUCAUUGUAUGAAAAGACUAGCGCCCAUGAAGAUACAGAUGGAUUGUCGUUUCUGGUUGUCAUCGAUAAAAAGCCUCAUGAGUCUUGGGGUGUCAGUUUUGCCUACAGACGACAAGAUGGAUACUCGGAAAUCGUUGUGCAUAAUCUUGAACAAGGCGGGAAAGCCCAAAGAACGGAAGCAUUAAGAAUUGGAGACAUCAUUUCCCAGAUCAACGGGAAGAACAUGCGCAACGCAACGCUACAGGAUGCUCACCUUCAACUGGCGUGCGAUUAUGUUACUUUGAAAGUGCUGAGGAGAGCCGAUCCCGUUGUCAGGCAGGAAGCAAGGCACUCACCGGCUGAGAGCGCUAACUCCAGCGCAUCUGUGGACAGUGCAGUGGAAUCUUGGGAAGGGAAUCUGAGGCCACAAGUACCAGCAGCAAGAAAUGUUGUUACCACGAACGGCAACUAUAACACACUUCGUCAGAAAGGUCUUCCUCACAGCGUAUCGGCGCAUCACGUUGCCGAAGUGGACAGCAUAUCCGUGCGAAUGCGUGGCAGUGAAAGUAUUCCGGAACGGUUGGUAGACCACGAAAUUAAGCCAUCCUACCGCUACGCAGACAACCUAAAGGAUUCUGUUGAAAUGAUGGAUAAAAUCCUUACGCUGAACGACUCCUGGUCCGAACGGCAAAGCACGCCAAACAAAUCCGCUCCCACCGGCAUUAUGAAUAAUCAUGUCUCAUCGGCGUCCAGUAUGAAGACAUCGCGGCACGAUAAGUCCCAGGUCUUGGACUCGCUGCUGCAGGAACUGGACGAUAUGAAACCAAAGCGUUCGCACCCCAGCACAACGGGGAAUACACCAUUAGUACAACCGGCACCAGUCAUCCGGCGUGUGAAGUUCCAGACUCCCAACGGGCAUAUAAGCGCACCGGCUGCCGCGAUUCCGAGCGGAAAGCCUGGCACUUUUGAGGUGGUGCUCAGUAAGGAUCCCUACUACGACGACUUUGGGUUUAGUUUAUCGGAUGGAACGUUUGAGAGAGGGGUGUUUGUUAAAAUGAUCAGACCGUCCGGGCCGGCGGAACUGAGCGGCCUCCAGUCUUUUGAUCAAAUACUAACGGUUAAUAAUACCGAUGUUUCCCAUUUGGACUGUUGCCUUGCGGUUCCUUUAAUUGCUUCAGCAGGCGACGGUAUUCGUUUGCUGAUCAGUCGACGCUCCCUUAAUCGUCGCUUCAUCAAGGGCGAUGAAAAUGAUCCUGAUGACCGGUCCAGAAAUCCAGAGGUGGAUGUUUUAGAAUCCGAUAUGUUAUGAAGUUUUUUGUCAUAUAACACUGUGACUAUUACUUUUUUAAUUUGCUGGGUUGUCUUAGUAAUAUAUUCUGCGGGACUAUUCCAUCUGUUCCGAUUGUCUUAUACAUAUGUCUUAUGUCCAAAGUACGGUCAAUUUUGAAUGAUUUUGAUUAUACUCAUAACGCGAUUUCUCAACACUUUUGUGCCAGUUGUAUACUUACUUAUCAAAAUACUUUUGUACUUCAAUGAAAUUAAACAAUAAAGGCACGCAGUGU
This is a messenger RNA of Paramacrobiotus metropolitanus, 3226 nucleotides long. Its product is annotated as glutamate receptor-interacting protein 1-like. Gene Ontology annotation, biological process: neurotransmitter receptor transport, endosome to postsynaptic membrane. The record is from RefSeq and is a predicted model, not a curated record. NCBI's taxonomy places the organism in Eukaryota, Metazoa, Tardigrada, Eutardigrada, Parachela, Macrobiotidae. Gene Ontology annotation, molecular function: protein binding.